GAACCGGAAGAUGCCCUUAAAAAACGUGGCGGUAGCCUAGCUUCACCAGAGUUGCCUCAGUAGCUCAUGAAACUUGCCCUAGACUUCGGCCACCCACCGGCCAGAAAAGAAGACGCCGUCCGGUCCACUUUAAGUUCAUCGAGGACAGCACAAUCUGCCCUCAACUAUAAUGGCGGCAGUGCCCAAUUGGCUUCUUACCCCUAGGCAUGAUGGCCGCCAGGCGGCUUCACUUAGUUUCUCACCACCCCGGAAGACCGGGACCGGCGAUUGGGCGGUGCCCAGAGGCUCUGAGAAGAAGGUCUUCGGCGGUUGGGCAGUGCUGGGUAAGGCUAGUUUUAAAGGAGCCGGAGGUGGGAGCCGUCGAAGACCCGGGAUCUGCGGGAGGCGGCGCACUCCUGGCCGGCAGCGUCUGUGCCGCCAACCCCUUGCUGGAGCAUUAUGGGGAGCCAAGAGCCCAAAACGGCCGAAACUGCAGCCUCUCGGGGCCCCUUCGCCCUUGGAAAAAGCCUCUCGGCGGGUCCUGGCCGUGGUCCUGGAAGAUGUCAUGGCUGCCCGCAUGGUCCCCCUGGCGUCCCAAGAAGAGAAUUCCACCCCAUGGCACCACAGCAACCGUCGGGAUUCUGUUCACAGCCAGCCACCUGCCUCACCACCCCGGCAGGCCACAUGGUCCCCACAAGCCAGGCCUCCCGACCCACUGCACCUAUGUCGAGAGCCCUUGAGCCGUGUCCAUCGGCCCCCUUCCACCCCAAGGCGGCGAUCAAGGACAACACCUGGCCCAGAGGAGGGCCCUUCACAAAAAGUGGACCAGGUGCACCAGCCCACCCUGGUGGUGAUGCUACAGGACAUUGCCAGCUCCAGACCCCGAGCUGAGGGCUUUGCUGAUGAGGCUCCCAACUUCAUCGUCCCAGCGAGAAGAGCUGAGCCCAAGGUGAUGGUUCACCAGCCAAAGCCUCCGUCCAAGGACCUGCCAGCCCCAUCCCAUCCAUCUGCCCUGUCUGCAAACCCUCUGGCGAGCCCACCACCAGCCCCAGAUCCUGUUCUGGAGCCCCCAUCGAUCCCACCGCCGUCCAGCCUUUUACGCCCCCGCCUCAGUCCCUGGGGCUUGGCCCCCCUCUUCCAUUCCGUCCGCUCCAAGCUGGAGAGCUUUGCUGACAUCUUCCUCACACCCAACAAAGCCCCGCAGCCCCCGCCCCCAUCACCCCCCAUGAAGUUGGAGUUGAAGAUUGCCAUCUCAGAGGCCGGGCAGUCCGGGGCUGCUGAGGGCACUGUGGCAGUCAGUCCCCGGCCCCCUAUCCGCCAAUGGCGGACCCAAGACCAGAACCCCCCAGCACCUCUCACUAAGCCCUCUCUGGGCCGAAGCCACUCCUGCCCUGACCUGGGGCCCCCUGGCCCAGAUCCCUGCAGCUGGCCCCCUGUUCCAACCCCCCCAAGCUGGCCACGGCCUCGGCGGCACACGGUGGGUGGUGGAGAGAUGGCCAAAGCCCCACCACCCCCUCGGCCCUGUCUCCGGAAAGAGGUCUUCCCUCUUGGAGGAGUGGGAGGCUCUCCUCCCCUCGUCACAUCUUGCUCGUCUACUGCAUCCACCUCUUCCUUCUCUGAACCUGCAGAACCCAGGUUGAGCUCAACCAAGAGAAAGGAGCCAAGGGCCCCAGAAGACCAGGUGCUUUCAGACCCCGAGACCAAGACCAUUGGGAAGGUUUCUCGAUUCAGAAUACGCAGGACACCGGCCCGUUCUCAAAUAAACCUCACACCAAUGGGGCUGCCUCGGCCAGUCAGGUUGAACAAGAAGGAGUUCAGCUUGGAAGAAAUUUACACCAACAAGAAUUACCAGUCACCCACAACCAGGAGGACCUUUGAAACCAUCUUUGAGGAACCUCGGGAGCGCAAUGGGACUCUGAUUUUCACCAGCUCAAGGAAGCUCCGGCGGACUGUAGAAUUUCGGGACAGCAGUCUUCCUCGAUCCCGGCGGCCAUCUCGAGGGGCCCGGGCUGCAGCUGGCAGGACCCUUCCUCCCAAUCUGGCCCCCAGCCCAGAUGUAGAACCCCUGCUGCAACAGCGACUCCAGGAGCUGGAUGCCUCACUCCUGGAGGAGGAGGAGGAGGAGGAAGGGGAUCAAGAUCGGCCCUAUCGGACUUAGAAGCUCCAUCUGUUUGUCUGUCCAUGCGUCCUAGGGGGGUGGGGGAGGAGUCUCUGAGGCAGUUAUAAUUUUUUCGCUAUAUUUCUAGUAAAGUUUUCAAUAUGUUUCUGA
Messenger RNA from Cervus elaphus (red deer), 2248 nucleotides. RefSeq names its product proline rich 14 (gene PRR14). Gene Ontology annotation, cellular component: nucleoplasm. Lineage: Eukaryota; Metazoa; Chordata; Mammalia; Artiodactyla; Cervidae. The record is from RefSeq and is a predicted model, not a curated record. The transcript is spliced from 11 exons. Bases 170 to 2137 code for a protein of 655 amino acids.